Molecule: messenger RNA, 966 nt
Organism: Cricetulus griseus (Chinese hamster)
Lineage: Eukaryota; Metazoa; Chordata; Mammalia; Rodentia; Cricetidae
Source: RefSeq, a predicted model, not a curated record
AUGAUGUUGUUUGAUAUUCUUGGCUGGAAGAGAAGUGAAAACAACUCAGAGGUUUCACGAUUUAUACUUCUGGGCCUAUCGUCUUCCUGGGAGUUGCAGUUAUUUCUCUUCUUAGCAUUUUUAUUGAUUUAUGUUGUUAUUGUCCUGGGAAACUUCCUGAUAGUGAUGGUGGUACAGGCUGAUGCUCACCUGCUCCAGUCACCCAUGUACUAUUUCCUAAGCCAUCUGUCUUUCAUCGACCUAUGCCUGAGCUGUGUUGCUGUACCCAAAAUGCUAGGAGAUUUCCUACAAAAGGAGAAGACAAUAUCCUUUUCAGGAUGCCUGGCCCAGAUCUUCUUUCUUCACUUUCUGGGAGCCAGUGAGAUGUUUCUGCUGACUGUAAUGGCCUAUGACAGGUAUGUUGCCAUAUGCAACCCUCUGCAUUAUCUGGCAGUCAUGAAUAACCACCUGCGUCUUCAGUUGGUGUUUGCCUGCUGGUGUGGAGGUUUCAUCCACUCUAUCACACAGCUCGUAAUUGUCAUCCAGCUGCCUUUCUGUGGUCCCAAUGAACUGGACAACUUCUACUGUGAUGUCCCCCAGGUCAUCAAACUGGCCUGCAUGGACACUUACUUGGUUGAGGUGCUGAUGGUCUCUAACAGUGGCAUAUUGUCUCUUGUCUGCUUCUUGGUCCUGCUCUUCUCUUAUGCUCUCAUCCUGCUCACUCUGAGAACUCACCUCCAUCGGGGCCAGAGCAAGGCACUGUCCACCUGUGCCUCUCACCUUACAGUGGUCAGUUUGAUCUUUGUGCCCUGUGUAUUCAUCUAUUUGAGGCCAUUCUGCACCUUCUCUGUGGAUAAAGUGGUCUCUGUGUUUUACACAGUGAUCACACCUAUGCUGAACCCCCUUAUCUACACACUCAGAAAUGCAGAUAUGAAGCGAGCUCUAGAAAAACUGAGAAGGAAGCGUGACAUCCCAUUGCCUUGUUAA